AAAACAAAUUAAAACCUUAUAUAUUUAUAUUCUCUGUUACUCUUCUCUUCUCUACUCAAUUUUCCUUUUCCUUUCAGACUAAUACAUCCAUGUCAUUUUCCUUACCAGAUACAAUUGCAAGAAUACAAGGAGGAAAAAAAAAAAAAAGUAUCCAACAAACCCCUCUCUCUUACCUUGCCAAACACGCCUUCAUCUUCUCUUUUGUCUUCCUUACACAUAAAUACCUACAAAUCUUUACACACCAUAUAUUUUUUUUUUUCCUUCCCAUCCCUCUCCCUCUCUCUUUUUUUUUAUUCUUGAUUCUUGAUUCUUGUUUCUUGUUUCUUGUUUCUUGGUUCUUGGUUCUUGAUUUUUUAUUCUUGUUUCUUGUUUCUUGGUUCUUGAUUCUUGAUAAUGUCUGCUGAUCUUGAAUUACGCCAAGGUUCGCCGAGAAUUCAAGUUCCUUCUACGAAGGUUGAAACCCUACAAUCUUGCAGUGGAUCCGACGACGUCGAAAUUCGAAGAGAAAAUGGAAACCGCGAUAGUGACUGUGAUGACGGAUGUCGAACUCCGACAUCUGAGGAACACAAGAUUCCUGCCGUUUUAUCUUGUCCACCGGCGCCAAGGAAACCGAGAAGGAUGCCUUCUUGUAAAAGAAAGUUAUCAGAAUUUGAUUUCUUUCAGAUCGUGAAGAGUCAAGAAGUGGAAUCUUUGUUUCGGUCAAGUUUUGAUUCGGUUGCUCCAAAGAGACGGUGCAUGCCCUUGUAAAUGAAACGGCAGCAUAUAAUUACCUUUUACUUCUUCUUCUUCUCCUCCUUCCUUUUUCGUUUGCCACUCUAAAUUUAAGCUAUGAUGAUAUUGCUCUGUAAGAAAUAUGGUUCAUUAAAAAAAGGAAAUGUAUGUAUUACACGCUUAACUGCCAAGACAUGUUGUUAUAGGUAUGCAGCUGCAUACAGUCUCUCUCUCUCUCUCUCUCUCUCUCUCUCUCUCUCUCUUUUUGUGAUAUAUCAGAAAUUUAAUUUCAGAUUG
This is a messenger RNA of Jatropha curcas, 1008 nucleotides long. RefSeq names its product cyclin-dependent protein kinase inhibitor (gene SIM). Lineage: Eukaryota; Viridiplantae; Streptophyta; Magnoliopsida; Malpighiales; Euphorbiaceae. The record is from RefSeq and is a predicted model, not a curated record. Gene Ontology annotation, biological process: regulation of DNA endoreduplication.